Fonsecaea erecta is the source of this 1782-nucleotide messenger RNA. RefSeq lists its product as hypothetical. The transcript is spliced from 4 exons. NCBI's taxonomy places the organism in Eukaryota, Fungi, Ascomycota, Eurotiomycetes, Chaetothyriales, Herpotrichiellaceae. The record is from RefSeq and is a predicted model, not a curated record. The coding region runs from base 1 to 1782 and encodes 593 amino acids.
AUGGCCGACUCUGACUCUUCCUCGUUGUCUUCUGCUCCAUCCUCCGACGAUGAGGAAAUGGCCCAGAAAAUGGCGUUGAAGCCCUCGGGAUUGGAUCGAUAUUUCAAGCCGGCGCCCAAACCUGAAGCGACCCCCGAACCUCCCAAACGCGCACCCUCACCACCCCACGAGUAUACUCUGGCCGAUAACCCGGCGAUUGCCUUCCUUGUUAUGUUCAGGAGCCGAUUUAGCGACGUGUUUCCCAAGUCCCUACCGAACUACGGGCCGCAGGACAUUGAGAGAGGGGUGGCCGGAGAACUUCCCGACGAGCAAGUGGAGAGACUCUUGUGUGCGCUUUUAGGUCUUGUCUUGAACAGAAAGAAAGAUGUCGAACGCGGACACUAUGGCCGGGCACUUGAAGAUGCGCUCUCUACACAUCACAGCCAAUGGCCAACCGAGUGGAAGGGCGUUAAUCCUAUCCACGGAGGGAAAAAUUUCAACAACAUGAGCCCAGAUGAACGACUGAGCCUGCUAAAAGCCCUUGCUCUCUGGUCUCUCAAUUCCUCCGACGCCGUGCAGGCGCUCAUCAAAGAGUCGUACAAGCAGACACGUCGGGACGACGACCGGAACCAGCCGCGCAGCGUUCAACCGUGGUUUUCAGACCAAUAUCGUCGAAAGUAUUGGCUCAUUGAGGGUCAAGAUGACUCGCAUUUUCGAAUUUACAGAGAAAAUGACGGCAAGACUGCAAAGACAAACACGUGGUUCAGCGUCGCUGGUUCAAUUCCAGAGGUCAUAGCCCUGGCAGACAAGUUCGCCGAAGAACACAGCUCCAAUUCGAAAGUGAUUAGCGACAAGCUAAGGGCAGCCAUUCCGAGAUUUGAGGCUGGUGAAGAGAAGCGCAAACGUCGCGACUACCGGCUCGCCCGCAAGGCCGCCUUCGCUCGACCAGAACCCGGCUUCUCACUAUACGAGGGACGAACACGCGGAAAGAGAAUGAGAUAUACAUAUUCAGACGAGGAUGAUGCGUCGGAUGGACUCUCUAGCAAACGCUCCACACGUAAUUCCGGUAUCUCUACCCCCCUAGAGACCGGACCGACCGUGACCGCCAGUGGCAGGCAGGUCAAGUCGCGGGUGGGUGGUAUGUAUGGGGAAAGCAUCUUGAUUGACCAGCGCAAGGAGUUGGAAAGAGCAACGGGCGAAGGCCACUUCACAGAAACAAGUGACGACAUGCCCACCACCAUGCCGGCCUCGCGGAAUGUAAGAACAUCGAGGUCAGGAAGACAAGUUAAACCGACGAGACAGGGAUAUGCCGACGGCGGGGAUUCGGACGAGAGCGACGAAGCCCAGUCAUCAGGUAGAGAAUGGAGUGGAAAUGAAGACGAGCCAGACGAGUCAGAGCCGGACUUUGACGGGGAGGAUGAAGGCGACGACGACGACGAGGAUAUGACUGAUGAGGGCCUCGAACCAGACGAGGUGGAAGAAAGCUUGGUCGUGCAACUACGGUAUCGAAAAGACGCUGAGAAUGCUACGCCCACAACAACACAAGCUCCAACAGCACCACCUCCUUCCCAUGCAACGAAUGGAAAUUCAGCUUCUAUCAAUGGUUUGCAACAAGUGCAAGCUGCGCCGAGGCCCCUUCAAUCCCUAGGAGAAACGAUGGAUACGAUUAAUGUUGCCCCACGAAGCAAUGGGCCCGAUGGCAGCCAUCCCAACUUCCUUAAUGGUGUGAAGGUGACGGACCACGACUCUCCUCGACCACUCCCGGCAGUUCAUAUCCCGCUCCAGCCCAUGGACAUCUCUUAG